AUGUACGCUUGCUGCUGUGCCGCCGAAGGAGACGAGAAGGAGAUUCAAUUCAGUACGUCGGCCUUGAAAACCGCCAUCGUCGUGCCCGAGGUGGAGCCGAAAGCACCUGAGUUUGGAGUCUUCAAGGUGAACGUGGCCAGCUAUGAUUUCGUCUCGCUGGGCGUGACCUUUGACACCUUCGGGCCACGGGUGAUCACAGCCAUCAGCGAUGGAGCGCUGGCCAAGUUCAAUGAGCAGAACCCCAACCUGCGUAUUGAAGUCUACGACGCCUUGGUUGCCAUUGAUGAUGUUGAGGAUGCGAAGGGAAUGGACGAGAAGUUGAAGGGCAAGCUGCCAGAGACCCUGACGCUGAAACUCAAUCGGCCACGCCAGGUGAAAGUGGCCUUCAAGAAGACAGGUGGUUUGGGUGUGAAGUUGGACUGGAAAAACAAGAGCCUUGGUAUUGUGGUCAAUGAGAUGCAAGAAUCUGGGCACAUUGCGGACUGGAACAAGGAGCAUCCCAGCGAUGCGGUGACCGUGCGCGAUCGCUUUGUGGAACUCGAUGGCAAACGCUUAUUGGGUGCGGAGAUGAUCGAUGCCUUGAAAAAGGAGAAGGGCGACAACACCAUCACCUUGAUCCUGGGCAAGCAUGGCUCCACCAUGGUCACUGCCGGGGACGCCUUGGGAUUGUCAUCUGAUGUGUUGGCACAUUUGGCACAUGAACUCGCGUUUGUGCCACAGCUGCUGUCAUUGCUGGGAGCUGAAGGCGCUCAAAAAGGCCACCUGCGGGCCAGCGCAAUCCAAGCCUUAGGUGGCAUUGGCCUCGCAGGAGGCAUUGAAACCUGCAGUUUGAUAUCCUAUUGUUGCACCCAGGACCCCGAGGGCAGUGUGAGAGAAGCCGCGUGUGUGGCUCUGGGCCUUUUCGCCGAGGCCGCGGCGCGCGCGGAAGGUGCGGAUGAGCUCUUGGAGCUUGCGCGGCCAGCACUGGCAUCGGCAUUAGAUGAUCCAGAACCCUUCGUGCGCGAAGCCGCAGCUGCUGCCCUACAUGCCGCUGCAGAGGGCGCAGAAAAAAACAUCGAUUUCUGA
Molecule: messenger RNA, 1065 nt
Organism: Cladocopium goreaui
Lineage: Eukaryota; Dinophyceae; Suessiales; Symbiodiniaceae
Source: the annotation of a GenBank genome assembly